AUGGUGGAAUCGGCCAAAGAUGUCAAGGAAGCUAUCAGGAUUUUUUUCAACUUGAAGUUCAUUGAAAACGACUCUGCCAGACCUAUUUUGGAAGGUAUCCAGUUUAAAUCUCUCAAUCAGGAAAAUUCUUUGUAUUUGGAGGUUCCAUUUACAAAUGAAGAAAUCAAAGAAGCAGUUUGGAGUUGUGAUGGUUCCAAGAGCCCGGGCCCUGACGGUUACAACUUUGUAUUUAUAAGGAAGUGUUGGAAGUUUAUGAAGAAAAAUAUCAUUAACUUUGUUAAAGAUUUUCAUAGUAAGAUGAUUCUAUCUAAGCCUAUUACAUCAUCGUUUCUUACUUUAAUUCCAAAGAUUCCCCCACCCUAUUAA
Lathyrus sativus (Indian pea) is the source of this 366-nucleotide messenger RNA. NCBI's taxonomy places the organism in Eukaryota, Viridiplantae, Streptophyta, Magnoliopsida, Fabales, Fabaceae. The record is from the annotation of a GenBank genome assembly.